AUGGGGGGCGAUGAUGAGAGCGGUCCGCUGCUCCGCCCGGACAGGGAGACGAGCGAUGUGCGCGGGCCCUCGCUCGAGAGCCAGCGGCAGGUGCGUGAGGACGCGCCCAACCGGGGAGCCGCGAAGAAGGACGAGGGGCUCAUUGAAGAGCUGUGGAUGAGUGGAGCCUGGCGGGCGGCCCCCCUGUUCAUUUUGGCGGUGCUGCCGUGGGCGAUGAUCUUCCCCUACCUCCCGCAGCUCAUGGUCGACUUCUUCGCCUCGGAGGAGGCGGGCUACGACCUCACGUGCGCGGAUUCCCCCGGCGCCGACCAGCCCCAAGCGUGCCGCGACGCCUACAGCACGGUCGUGACGUGGCAGGCGUGGAAGUCGUUUGCGUCGCAGGCGGUGCUGUCCUUCCUGCUCACUCCCGCGGUCGGCCGCUGGUCCGACCUGCGAGGCAGGCGCCCCGUCAUCCUGUUCUGCACCUCCCUCGACAUCCUCCCGCUCCUCGCGCUGCUCGCGUACCUCUCGGGCGCUGUCCGCCUGUACGCCUUCUGGCCCCUCUCCGCGCUGAACCAGGCCGUCAACAGCUCCGCCGUCAUCCUCUCGUGGGUCUCGGACGUCGUGCGCCCCUCGCGUCGCGCCGCGGCGUUCGGCGCGCUCACCGCCGUGGCGGUGUUCGGGAUGGCGGGCGGGCCGUUGGCGGCGCUCUUCUCGGGCCCGCGGCCCGCCACGGUCGCCGCGCUGUGCGUGCGGCUCGUGGGCGUGGCGUACGCGCUCGUGGCGGUGCCGGAGACCAUCGGGCAGCGGCGGGCGCCGUGGAAGGUGCGGUGGGGCGUGGCGGAGGACGACGAGGACGAGGUCCGGCGGCGGAAGGGCGUUGCGGGCGAGGAGCGGGCCAGCGAGGGGUGGCGCAGGUGGCUGCCGAUCGACAAGGGAGCCCUGGGGGUCGUGCUGCGGUCGCGGCUGUACCGUCGGCUGACGCUCGUCCUCAUGCUGCAGGCUGCGUGCUCCGAGGGCCUCCAGGACACGCUCCUGCAGUAUCUGAUGCUCGUGGCGGGCUUCACGUCCAAGGACAAUGCGGUCGUCCUCGUCGUCAUUGCCCUGGGGGGUUUCCUGUCUCUGACGUUCGGCCUGCGGACCCUCCUGCUCUUCGUGUCCGAGCGCGGCGUCCUCCUCACGGGCCUCGGAGGCCUCCUGGUGCACCUCCUGCUCCUCCCGGUCACGACCACGCGCGCGCUCGCGUACGGGGGGCUCUUCGUUGGCCUGACGUCGUCGCUCAUACUCCCUGCCAUCAGCUCGAUGAAGGCCAACGCCGCCGCGGACGACGAGCAGGGCGCGGUGCAGGGCGCGCUGUUUGGUGCCAGGGCAGCCGCGGCGGGGGUGGGCCCGCUGCUCUUCGCGGGGCUCUUCCACGCGACCACGUCAGGGAGCCGUGAGGAGGGGGGCGCGUGGCCGCUGCCGUACUUCCCUGGCGCGGUGUUCUUGCUUGGCGCGGCGCUGACGGUCGCUGCGAUGGUGGUGGCGCACGGGAUCAGGGCGGAGGACGUCGUUGGCGUGAAGGAGGGGGCGCGACGGCAGCGGGAAGCGGGGCGGUGCAGCGUCGAGGGGGACCGUCCCGGGACGACGCAGCCGCUGCCAUGA
Molecule: messenger RNA, 1623 nt
Organism: Pedinophyceae sp. YPF-701
Lineage: Eukaryota; Viridiplantae; Chlorophyta; Pedinophyceae
Source: the annotation of a GenBank genome assembly